GAAACUCUCAACACACAUUAUAUAAAAUUCUAAUAAAGAUACUAAGUUUAUAGUUUAUAUCUAUUUUUGUUCCGAUCGACAAACAUAUACAAUUAAAUAGCAACAAUAAUACAAAAGAUAUAUCGAUGGAAUCACCAAGUUUGUUUCAGCUGAAUCGGUGUGAGCCAGAACUCGUCGAACCAGCACAAGCAACACCUCGUGAGGUAAAAGAACUAUCAGAUAUCGAUGAUCAAGAAGGGUUAAGGUUCAUUGUUCCUGUAAUAUUCUUAUACAAGAACAAUAAGACUUCAAUUAUGGAAGGGCAUGAUCCUGUUAGGGUUAUCAAAGAAGCUCUUGGUAAAACAUUGGUGUAUUACUACCCCUUAGCUGGAAGGCUUAAGGAAGGUGUCAAUAGGAAGCUGAUGGUAGAAUGCACUGGCGAAGGUGUUCUGUUCGUGGAGGCUACUGCCGAUGUUCACUUUGAUGAGCUUGCCGAUGUCAUUCAACUCCCGUCUCCCUUCUUUGAUCAGUUUCUUUUUAAUGUUCCUCCAGAAUCUGACAAUAUACUUGGUUCUCCCUUGUUGUUUAUUCAGGUCACUCGUUUGAAUUGUGGGGGAUUCGUGCUGGCAAUAACCAUGAACCACACAAUGUGUGACGCAUUCGGAUUGGCCCAAUUCUUAAACGCAAUGACAGAAAUGGUACAUGGUUCACGUGUUCCAUCUAUCCAACCAGUUUGGCAACGAGAGAUCUUUAACGCCCGAAACCCACCAAGAAUAACCUGUCCACAUCUAGAAUUCGAAGAGGUACCACUUGAGUCUCCUUAUUCCAAAGGUUCUAUGGUCUUGGACCCAAACAACUUGGUUGAACGACCAUUCUUUUUCAGUCAAAAACAAAUAAACUCCCUUCGAAAGCAGCUUCCACCACACCUCGCCCAGAACUGUUCACAAUUUGAUUUACUCGCUGCUUGUCUCUGGAAAUGUCGUACGCUGGCUCUUAACCUAAACAAAAAUGAAGUUGUUCGCUUUUCAUGCUUAACAAGUAUACUUAGACAGAAAAACGAGAUGAAAAAAUUAGGUUUUCCAUUGGGAUACUACGGCAACGCGUUUGCAUACCCAGCAGCAGUUUCGAAGGCCGGAGUUUUAUGCGAAUGUUCGUUGGGGUAUGCCGUAGAGUUGAUCAAGAAAGCAAAAGACCAAGUGAACGCUGAGUACAUGAAAUCGGUUGCGGAUCUUAUGGUGAUUAGAGGCCGACCGAGGUUCACUGAAACGGGAAACUUUAUUGUUUCUGACAAUACUCGUGCUGGGUUCGAUAAGAUCGAUUUUGGGUGGGGUUUGCCUGAGUUUGCUGGACCCGCCAUGGCCAUGUCUUUAAUUAGCUUUGUUGUGCCGUACGAGAAGGCAGGGGAGAAAGGGGUUGUGGUGGCAGUAUCCUUGCCUACGGAGUUGGCUAUGGAGACGUUUCAACGCGAGAUCGAGAAAAUGAAUACACAAGAACCUAAUAAUGUUUAUGAUCGUUUUCAGAUUAUGUCCUCUCUUUAAACUAUUAAUCUUUUUGUUUGGAAAGUCUUCUUUUCAAAAUAAUUUAAUGUCCUACGAGUGCGUAUAUGAUGUAUUUGUAUUCUUCUCACGAAUAUUGGUAUAAUAUAUAAGAGUAUCAAACA
This is a messenger RNA of Humulus lupulus (European hop), 1639 nucleotides long. RefSeq names its product alcohol acyl transferase 1 allele RGa-like. The transcript is spliced from 2 exons. Bases 126 to 1517 code for a protein of 463 amino acids. The record is from RefSeq and is a predicted model, not a curated record. NCBI's taxonomy places the organism in Eukaryota, Viridiplantae, Streptophyta, Magnoliopsida, Rosales, Cannabaceae.